CCUCUUGAAAAUAUUUGGGAAUUUUAAAAGCAGAGAUGGUUGCUCCAAGGAACUGGGUGGGUGGGUUCAUAUUGGAGGGAAGGGGGGUCGUCUUACUAUAUGUGCCCUUCCACUUUUUGAAUGUGAAUGUUACUUUUUAAAAAAAAAAAAACUAUUUUGUGUUGACUUAAAAGUAAAGCAAUGAUGGUCUUGUUUCUGUAUACUAGCCCCAGUGGUUGCAAAAACAGUAAGACUGUUGGAAGUUAUUAACUCAGUCACUUUUAGGCUAUUGCUCCUGGGGAGUGUUUAAUCUAGAGUUGGUUAAAAUAGAGGUGGAAAUCUCCCCCACAAAAAAAAGCAAUUUAAUAUGUUCAGAUUUAAGGCCAGAAUUAACUUCAAGCUUCUGUAAUACCAUUUUUUUCCCGACAUCAAAGAAGUACUCCUUCUAUUUUUGACUUACAUUCUUAAUGCGAGUGGACAGUGGUACUACAGACAGCUUCUGAAUGAAUUCAAGUUUUAAAGAAUUUGCAUAACUAUUCAGGUAAAUAAUGAAAUCUGAAGAAAUACGAAAGUUUGACAGGAGGAAAACGUCUGACAUUAAGAUGACAGGUCACGAACUAGGCGGAGGGUUUGAAGACAGUGGAAUUUUGUAAGUUUUCUUAAAACAAGGCAAUAUAUAUUUGGUCCUUAGAGAUUCAGUACUUUUUAGGGGCGAUUGAUGAGGUUUCACUGCCUUUUUCCAAUCUUCUGUCUAGCCCGAAAUAGAAAGCUGUUGUACAUUGUGUUGUGGCAUUAUAGUAGGAGUCACUUAUAUUUCCUGUUGUGACACCACUGAGAGGUGUUUCUUCAGUACCUCUGGCAAGAGUAUGUUUUGAUUGACUACUUUAUGUGCUUGUUUAUUUUUGUAGCAUUUAUAUCAAACGGUUUUGAGAUGGAUUGGGUUAUGAAACAUAAUGGUCCAAAUGACGCUAGUGAUGGGACAGUACGACUUCGUGGACUGCCAUUUGGUUGCAGCAAAGAGGAAAUAGUUCAGUUCUUUCAAGGGUUGGAAAUCGUGCCAAAUGGGAUAACAUUGACGAUGGACUACCAGGGGAGAAGCACAGGGGAGGCCUUCGUGCAGUUUGCUUCAAAGGAGAUAGCAGAAAAUGCUCUGGGGAAACACAAGGAAAGAAUAGGGCACAGGUAUAUUGAGAUCUUCAGAAGUAGCAGGAGUGAAAUCAAAGGAUUUUAUGACCCACCAAGAAGAUUGCUGGGACAGCAGCGGCCAGGACCAUAUGAUAGACCAAUAGGAGGAAGAGGGGGUUAUUAUGGAGCUGGGCGUGGAAGUAUGUAUGACAGAAUGCGACGAGGAGGUGAUGGAUAUGAUGGUGGUUAUGGAGGUUUUGAUGACUAUGGUGGCUAUAAUAAUUAUGGCUAUGGAAAUGAUGGCUUUGAUGAAAGAAUGAGAGAUGGAAGAGGUAUGGGAGGACAUGGUUACGGUGGAGCUGGUGAUGCAAGUUCAGGUUUUCAUGGUGGUCAUUUUGUACAUAUGAGAGGGUUGCCUUUUCGUGCAACUGAAAACGACAUUGCUAAUUUCUUCUCACCACUAAACCCAAUACGAGUUCAUAUUGAUAUUGGAGCUGAUGGCAGAGCAACAGGAGAGGCAGAUGUAGAGUUUGUGACACAUGAAGAUGCAGUAGCUGCCAUGUCUAAAGACAAAAAUAACAUGCAACAUCGAUACAUUGAACUCUUCUUGAAUUCUACUCCUGGAGGCGGCUCUGGAAUGGGAGGUUCGGGAAUGGGAGGCUAUGGCAGAGAUGGAAUGGAUAAUCAGGGAGGUUAUGGGUCUGUUGGAAGAAUGGGAAUGGGGAACAAUUACAGUGGAGGAUAUGGUACUCCUGAUGGAUUGGGCGGUUAUGGCCGUGGUGGCGGCGGCGGCGGCGGCAGUGGAGGGUACUAUGGGCAAGGCGGUAUGAGUGGAGGUGGAUGGCGUGGGAUGUACUGAUCAUAACCACCAACAUACAAGUCCUGACAACAGCAUCUGGUCUACUAGACUUUCUUACAGAUUUAAUUUCUUUUGUAUUUUAAGAACUUUAUAAUGACUGAAGGAAUGUGUUUUCAGAAUAUUAUUUGGUAAAGCAACAAAUUGUGAUGGAAAAAUCCUGUUUUCUGUAGGUUUUAUUUGUUGCAUACUUUGACUUAAAAAUAAAUUUUUAUAUUCAAACCACUGAUGUUGAUACUUUUUAUAUACUAGUUACUCCUAAGGAUGUGCUGCCUUCCUAAGAUUUGGGUUGAUGUAUUUUAGUAUUAGCUCUACAAGUAGUAUAGUGGAAUUUUAGAGGACAGUGGUUCACCUUUGCAUAAACUACAAGUCUUAAUAAGCAGACAUCUGGAAUAGAGCUUGAAGAGUAGUGUAACUUUUUAAUUUCUACUGGAUAAUACUGUAAAUAUAAAGCCUAAAGAUAAAUUUAGGUGGUUUUGGGAGUAUAAAUCCAGCUAGUUCUGUAUUAGUCAUUUUUUCUCAAAUGUCAUUUAUCAGCACUGCAAAUGUUGAUGAUCCAAGAGGUAUGUGGACUUCUGAGUAUUCACAAUUGUGGGGCAUGAGAGUGUUGGAAAUCUAAAUUCUAAUUCUAGAGAUUUUAGAAUAUAUUCCCCUCAGCACUUGACUGAAGUACCAAAAAAAAUGUUUCUAAAAAAGUGAUAGAGUUUUAAGUUAUCUCAAGAUGUUUUAGAGUAGGUUAAGGUUCCUGGUGACAUGGGAAUUCAGCAUAAAUACAUAGGUAUUUACUGUGGAGUGUAAUUCUCACAAAUGUAUUUUCAGUUUCCUGCCCAAUGGUUAAAGCGUAUGAUUUUAAAAUUGUAUAAAAGACUGCUUUAAAAAAAUGUACGAGACACAAGUCUAUGUCAUAGUCUUAAUUAAAAUGAGUCAUACAGUUGGAUUUUGCAUCUAACAUCUGCUUGGAGCCUUUGUGUUAAAAAAAAUAUGUAGCAAGGAAAAGGUGCUUUUUACUUUUGUCCUUUUGAUCGGUAUGGCUUUUUUCCAAAUUGGCUAAUGGAUCAAAGUGAAACUUGUCAAUGUGAAUUUAGUUACUGAACUUGUUACUUGUUUUUGCUAGAAAUGUUAUUAAUGUAAUAAAUAUCAAUGUGGGAGAUAA
Messenger RNA from Loxodonta africana (African savanna elephant), 3113 nucleotides. RefSeq names its product heterogeneous nuclear ribonucleoprotein H3 (gene HNRNPH3). NCBI's taxonomy places the organism in Eukaryota, Metazoa, Chordata, Mammalia, Proboscidea, Elephantidae. Gene Ontology annotation, cellular component: ribonucleoprotein complex. The record is from RefSeq and is a predicted model, not a curated record. The transcript has 9 exons. Gene Ontology annotation, molecular function: RNA binding. The coding region runs from base 866 to 1963 and encodes 365 amino acids.